GCGACCGAGUCAAUACCAAGACUCAUCCUGCUACCAGAUCAAAAGAGAAGAUGGCACAGGACUCGGGUUACGUCUAUAAAAUUGGCACAUCCUUUCCCGAGGGACUUGAUGGCAGGGCCUUUCCAUUGUCUGACUUGGACAAGGUAAAUGACGGCUUCAUCCAUCUGUCUACGAAAGCACAAGUGCCUGGCACUGUAGGGCGCUUCUUCAAGGAUAUCAACGAGAUUGUGCUGCUCAAGAUCCCAGUUGCGCGGAUCCAGGACAAGACCAAAUGGGAGGCUUCUUCCUCGCAUGGCAUCUUUCCUCACAUAUACGGUGACUUGUUGGAAAGUGAUGUGCAGGAGCGCAAGACAUUCAAGACGGAGGAUGCGUCAAAGUGGGAAGCCAUGCUCAACGAGUCUGCUUGGUUGGAGUAAGUAGCAGAGAGUCCCAAGCCAUUGCCUGUAGACUAUUAUUACACUGCCCGCUUCAUGUCUCGUCUGGUUCGCUUCGGGUGGCGCUUCUGGAUGUGUCAAAUCUCACCGAAGCACGCCCAGGAACCGGUACUCC
This is a messenger RNA of Protomyces lactucae-debilis, 549 nucleotides long. RefSeq lists its product as uncharacterized. The record is from RefSeq and is a predicted model, not a curated record. The coding region runs from base 51 to 416 and encodes 121 amino acids. NCBI's taxonomy places the organism in Eukaryota, Fungi, Ascomycota, Taphrinomycetes, Taphrinales, Protomycetaceae. The transcript is spliced from 4 exons.